GGCAUGUUAAGGCCCUUCGCGUGGUAGCCUGAGCCAAAGCUCAUGAAGGCACCUGACUAGACGUCCCGCGGUGCGGAGGAACCAGCGUGUGGUCUGAGGGGCUGCUGGGGUCAGAGUGCGGCUGGGUGGCAGAGACGUGGACAGAAGCAGGCUUGGUGCUGUGUUUGGGGGCCGCAGGCUGCCCUAGCAACGGGACCAUGCUUCGGCUGAUUUCCAGGGCUCUUGCCGUCUUCCGGAGGAAGAUAGACUCGUCAGAGGCAGAGAGGGAGCAGCAUAUGAGGCUCUUGGAAUUGGAAGGUGACACCAGGUUAAAAACUGUACAAGGAGUAGUGACACAGUUCUGUAGUGAUUAUGGCCUGAUUGAUGAGUUGAUCUACUUCACCAGUGAUGUUAUAACUGGCAACGUGUUCCUGAAAGUUGGACAAGAAGUCACCGCCAUUGUGGAAGAAGAUAAAGCAUAUGGAUUGAAAGCGAUCAAAGUGGAUGCUCUCUGUGAUAGUUGCCAUGGCAAUGGACCUGCAGACUCCUAUGCUAGAAUCUCAUUUGGCUCUAUUACCUCUCUAAUGGAAGGUGCUAACUACGUUGAUCACACAACUUACUUCUCUCUAGAUGUCAUUUGUAAAGGUUUUGAGCCUUACCAGGGGGACCGAGUAGAAGUUGAGUUUUGCACCCCAUUGGAUGCGCUGAGCCGAAAGGCCCUCUCGGUGAAGCCUCUGAGACAUAAGCAUGUGCAUGAGGUCUGCAUUACCAGCCUUCAUGGAAGAAAUGGGGUGAUAGAUGAUAGCAUCUUUUUCACCUUGGAAUCUCUGAAGCUACCUGAUGGAUACACACCUCAAAUAUCUGACAUUGUUAAUGCUGUUGUGGUGGAGAGCAUUCAGUCCUGCUACAUUUGGAGAGCCAUUUCUAUGUCUCUAGUGAAAAGGCAGUAAUAAGAAAACAGCAGUUUUAUUCCUUGUGCAGCUUCUCUUCUCUCAUCAGUAAAGGGCCUGCUUUAAAUGUG
This is a messenger RNA of Canis lupus familiaris (dog), 1000 nucleotides long. It is a transcript of the gene CT55, whose product is annotated as cancer/testis antigen 55. Bases 198 to 929 code for a protein of 243 amino acids. The record is from RefSeq and is a predicted model, not a curated record. NCBI's taxonomy places the organism in Eukaryota, Metazoa, Chordata, Mammalia, Carnivora, Canidae. The transcript is spliced from 5 exons.